This is a messenger RNA of Cryptotermes secundus, 4685 nucleotides long. RefSeq names its product histone deacetylase 6 (gene HDAC6). Gene Ontology annotation, molecular function: zinc ion binding; histone deacetylase activity. Gene Ontology annotation, cellular component: histone deacetylase complex. Gene Ontology annotation, biological process: chromatin organization. NCBI's taxonomy places the organism in Eukaryota, Metazoa, Arthropoda, Insecta, Blattodea, Kalotermitidae. The transcript has 22 exons. The coding region runs from base 332 to 4123 and encodes 1263 amino acids. The record is from RefSeq and is a predicted model, not a curated record.
ACGUCUCCCACAAUUUACAUUGAAUUGCAUAUCUAUACACAAUAAUCCGUGCUCUCUAGAUUUCAGCAGCGCUCACUUGUCAAAUUUUUUAGAAUUAUGAAGCAGUGCAACCAGGCCAAUGGGUUAAAGUGUGUGUUAUGGUUGUGCGUUUGAAAAGAACUUAUUUGUCAUUGUUUCUGGUGGUGUGUAAUUAAAUAUAGUAGCAAGAGUCGCAAAUACUUUAAAUUUGAAUUUUCAAGGCCGUACCUUAAAACGGUGUUGUGACAAGCUGUAUGCAUGCCAAAGUCCGAAGUUUUCGUACAGCAGGUUCACUGACUUUGGGUUAAUCCAAAUGGAUGAGAAAAGUGUGAGGUAUUCGAAAUGUGGCGAGAUUACUACAAAACGAUCGGGGAAGAAAUCAACUUUCCAGACGUCCACCACUGAAAACGGACCUCCACUGAGACGUUCACCGAGACUGAAUGAAAAGGCAAAGCCAUCACAGGCAGUUGUUGCCGCAAAGAAAAAUGCUAAAAUGCGCCAAGUCAGUAAGAAGGUGCCAGACAUUGUUAUAAAAGAUAUUUAUCAAACGGCCAGAGAAGCUAAAGACAUGGUUAGAAAGCAAACAGGUAUAAUUUAUGACAGACACAUGACUGAGCAUAAGUGUAUCUGGGAUCCAAACUAUCCAGAAUGCCCAGAAAGGUUUACCAGAGUUUUGGAAAGGUGUGAAGCUCUGGGACUUAUUUCUCGCUGUUUGUUUUUGGAGGCACGUGAGGCAACAGAAAAUGAAAUUCUUAUGCAGCACUCAGUAGAGCAAGUGAAGAUUCUGAAAGCCACCAGUGAAUGCAGGGAUGAGGAGUUUCUGGAGGAACUCUCCUCUAGAUAUGAUGCUAUAUAUUUUCAUCCUAGAACAUAUAAGCUCUCUCUGCUAUCAGCAGGAAGUGCAAUAGAACUUACAGAUGCUGUAUGUAUGGGAAAAGUUCAGAAUGGCAUGGCUGUUGUCAGGCCUCCAGGUCACCAUGCAAUGAAGAGUGAGUACUGUGGUUACUGUUUUUUCAACAAUGUGGCACUGGCAGCUACACAUGCAUUAACACACUGUGGUGUGUCACGUAUACUCAUUGUCGACUGGGAUGUUCAUCAUGGACAGGCGACACAGCAGAUGUUCUACUGUGAUCCUCGGGUUGUAUAUUUUUCCUUGCAUCGAUUUGAGCAUGGCAGUUUCUGGCCAAACCUGAGGGAAUCUGACUUCCACUAUGUUGGAGAGGGCGCUGGGCUUGGCUACAACUUCAAUGUUCCCCUGAACAAUGUUGGCAUGACUGAUGCAGACUACCUUGCCGUCUUCCAUCAAGUUCUUCUCCCAAUGGCCAGCGAGUUCCAGCCAGAGCUGAUCCUGGUGUCUGCUGGCUACGAUGCUGCAAUUGGCUGUCCUGAGUUUGGGCCUGAACUUGUACUAGUGUCUGCUGGCUAUGACUCUGCCCUUGGGGAUGAGAAGGGUGAGAUGGAGGUUACCCCAGCAUGUUAUGCCCAUCUUCUGAACUCACUACUAUGCCUCGCUGGGGGGAAAGUUGCAGUUAUACUUGAGGGUGGUUACUGUCUCCAGUCCCUUGCAGAAGGAGCAGCACUGACUCUGAGAGCGCUUCUGGGUGACCCUUGCCCUCUUCUCCCCAGUCAGGGACGUCCCUGUGAAGGGAUACGUGAUGCAAUUCUCAAUGUGAUCUACACUCACCAAGACUUCUGGCAGUGUUAUCAGUUCCAAGACAAAUACAGUCCUCGCACUGUAGGCAAUCUGCCAAACAAGAAGUUUCCAGGGCAGGAAGAGCACCAUAUGCCAGUUGUGAAGUUCCUUGGGUCAGGUGAUAAACCAGAACGGUUUGCCACAAGAAACUGCUAUCCAGUGCAGAGCCAUGAGUUUGUGAAUGCUGUAACUGCACGAUUGGAUCACCUCAUAGCAAACACAAAGUUGACAUUUGCACCACACAGAGUCUGCCUUGUGUAUGAUGAACGAAUGAUGAAGCACAAAAACACUGCUGAUCCAAGUCAUCCAGAGAAGCCAGAGCGAAUCUCAGCCAUAUUCUCCAAACAUGAAGAAUAUGGAUUGCUAAAAAGGUGCCAUAUGCUUAAGGCACGUUCUGUGUCACAAGAAGAACUGCUUCUGCUGCAUACCCAAGAACAUAUCAACCUAAUGCAGGAGACUGCCUGCAUGAAGCUGCAGGAGCUUGCCAAAAAGCAGGAUGACUUUCGUUCUGUGUACCUGCACCCAGGCUCCUAUCAGGCUGCUUGUCUUGCUGCAGGUUCUGUUCUUCAGGUGGUGGAUAGUGUUCUGAACGGAGAGAGUCGUUCUGGAGUGGCUAUUGUGCGACCACCAGGGCAUCAUGCUGAGGAGGAUGAACCAUGUGGCUUCUGCAUGUUCAACAAUGUUUCAUUGGCUGCAAAAUAUGCCAUUCAGGUGCAUGGACUGAAACGAAUUCUACUGCUGGACUGGGAUGUUCACCAUGGUAAUGGAAGUCAGCAUAUGUUUGAGUCAGAUCCCAGAGUUCUGUACCUGUCAAUACAUCGCUAUGACAACGGCAGCUUUUUCCCAGGCUCAAAGGAUGCCAACUACAGUGUGGUGGGGACUGGGAAAGGGGAGGGUUAUAAUGUUAAUAUUCCCUGGAAUAAGAGCGGCAUGAGUGACGCAGAGUAUCUGACAGCCUUCUACCAGGUGGUUCUGCCCAUCUCCUACCAGUUCAGUCCUGAGCUUGUACUUGUGUCCUCUGGUUUCGAUGCUUGUAUUGGCGACCCACUUGGAGGCUGCAAAGUGAGUCCAGAAGCAUAUGGUCAUUUGACCCACCUGUUGACUGCACUAGCAGGGGGCCGUGUGAUCCUCUCUUUGGAAGGGGGCUACAAUGUCACUUCUAUCUCUCAUGCUAUGCCCAUGUGCACUAAGGCUCUGCUGGGAGAUCCCCUGCCCUCUCUAGCACCUCAUCAUGUAGCUUGUCCCAGUGCAGUCACAUCCAUUAAGAAUGUAAUUAGAACACAAGCCAGGUACUGGUCAGCAGUGUGUUUUCAGGUGGCACUCCCUCAAGAGAGAGUUGUUCACACAGAGCCACUGGAAGAUAAGCUGCAGGUAGUACUGAAUGUGAGUGGUGGACAUCAAGGAGAAAAUGAUGAGGGAGCACUAAUCACGCUCCAUCACAAGGAAGAAACUGACAGAGACAUAAAAGUUCCUCCUUCUGCAGAACAGAAUUUUGAAGUCAUGUCAGCUGAUUUGUGGCACACAUUAAAUGAAUCUCUUAGUAAAUUCAGUUUAGAUGAAGGUCAGGUGGAUCCUAUUUGUUCGGACAGAAACACUAGUCCCAUGGUACCCUCCAGUGACUCCAGCCCUGUAAGUUCAUCCAUUGAUAUUGAGAGUCAGAUGUGGCCCAAGUCAAGUUCUAGUAAUUUCAAGGAAUUAUCUGCUGUUGAUGUGCCUUUUGAUGAGACUGAGGAAUCAUCGGUUUUCACAUUACCACACACUUGUAGCAUAUCCUUCUCAGAUGAGGGAUACAGGUCAGAAGAGCAGUAUGAUGUUACAACAUUCCAUGAAGGGACUGUGGUCCCAUUGACUGUCAUAACAGAACAUGACGGAAUGAGCGCUGCAGAUAGUGAUGGCAAGAGCAGCAGUGAUCGUAUAGGUGAAGGUCAGCAGGGGCAAAGUGGGAGCACAAGUGAAGAUACAAAUGAGACCUCCAGUCAGAUCCCACACGAACAGACAUUAGUCAACUACCUUUCUGAAAACAUGCAGAUGCUGCUAGCAGGAGAGAUGUUUGCUGUGGUACCACUGCGCAGCUGUCCACAUCUUGUUCAAGUUCAGCCCGUUCCAGAGUGUGGAAUAGACUGUAAUAGUUCAUGUGCCGAAUGUGGCUCUGUGCAGGAAAACUGGGUGUGCUUAGUGUGUUACACAGUUCACUGUGGUCGCUACAUCAGUGAGCACAUGAUGCUGCAUGGCCACGGUAUGUCACACCCACUGACCCUAAGCUUUUCUGACCUCUCAGUCUGGUGCUAUGCCUGUGAAGCAUACAUCGAUAACCAGAUUCUGUAUGCAGCUAAGAAUGCUCUUCACAGAAAGAAAUUUGGAGAAGAUAUGCCUUGGUCAUAUGGCGAUGCAGAUCCUACAUUUCCAGUGUGACUGAAGAUGGAAGAAUUUUCAAACAUGUACAAUAAUGACUUGCCACCAGUAAUACUGCUUGCCGUUUUCACAAUUUUACCUUUAAGAGAAAUAUAAUUUUUAACUUACAAGCUGCAGAAUCAAUGUUACGUCCCAGUACAGAAUAUGAUAUAUUAUUUCACCACUGAAUGUCUCACAGGACCUAUAGCCUGUCAAAUAGUGGUUUAUUUUUUAAAUCAGAAUCUCUUAAUACUACUCAUCAGAUAAUAAUUCAAAAUGUAGACAUAAGUUUCUCUUCAAUUUCUGUAUUAAUCAGUCUUUUUAAUCUGAGAUAAAGGGUUUUCAUCCCAUUUAAAUUAUGGUGCAUUCCUUUGAUCAAGAUGAGUUUCAAGUGUGAAAUCAUAAAGUUGGCUGGACUCCACAUUAGACCAUUUAAAAUAAAACAGCAUUUUAUUCUUAACAGAAAAUGUUUUCUUUUUAUGGCUGGGAGGAACUGGACCAUACAAGUAUUUGCAUACUUGAGUGGGAUUUGCUGUCUGUUUAAAACAUCUGUGCGGGUAUGGAAGAUGAGUCAUGUGUGUUC